CUCUGGGGACUGGCAUGAGGUGUGUGCAGUCAGCUGCCUGGAGAGGGACCCCAUCGGCCUACUAUUGAAGAGUUUCUGCAUUGCUGUCAUUCCUGCAGGGGGUAGCUGAUAGCAGCAGUGAAAGAUGGCCGGUAACAUCUUCCCCCACUUGGAUAACCUGUGUAACGUGGAGUGUAGUAACAUCCACCCCCUGGUGUGUCACCUGUGCAAUGAGCAGUAUCAGUCCCCGUGCUUGCUGGACUGCUACCACAUCUUCUGCGCCCGCUGUCUGCGAGGACUGACCAAUGACAGCCGCCUCAGCUGCCCCCUCUGUGGGUACAUAUCCAUCGUAAAAGGAAAUGGUGCUCUUCCCCCAGAGGACCGACUGCUAAAGUUCCUGGUCGACAACAACACAGACGCUGAGGAGACGGUGCAGUGUGCCAACUGUGACAGGGAGAGCAGCAAAAAGGACACAGGUGUGAUGUACUUCUGUAACACCUGUAAUCAGCCUCUGUGCAGCACCUGCAGGGAGCUGACCCACAAAGCCAGAAUGUUUUCCCACCAUGAGAUCGUUUCUUUGGCCAAACGUACCAAAGCCAAACACAGGAACUGCUCUCUUCAUGACGAGCCCUACAUCCUGUUCUCCAAAGAGAAGAAGUCUAUGCUCUGUAUCAAAUGCUUCAGAGACACACAAGUGGAGAGUCGGACUCACUGCAUCGACAUUGAGACCGCAUACGUGCAGGGCUGUGAGAUGUUGGACCAGGCCGUUCUGGUGGUGAAGGAGCUGCAGACUUCAGCUCGAGAGGCGAUCGUUCUGCUGAGAGCCAUGAUUGGAGAAGUGUGUCUGAAUGUGGAGGAAGAGGAGAGUGCAAUCUGCUCGCUCUUCAACAGCUUACAGGAGAAACUAGCAGAGAGGAAGAAGAUUUUACUCAAAGCAGCUCAGAGUCAACAUGAGGAGAAGGAGAAAGCGCUGAAGGAGCAGCUCUCACACCUCACUGCCCUCCUGCCAACCCUGCAGGUCCACCUCGUUACGUGUUCAGCCUUCCUGAGCUCGGCCAACAAGUUUGAAUUCCUGGACAUGGGUUACCAACUCAUGGAGCGUCUGAAGAGGAUUGUGAAGCUCCCUCAUCGACUGAGGCCGGUGCAGAGCAGCAAAAUCAACACAGACUACAGGAGUGAGUUCGCCCGCUGCUUGGAGCCUUUACUGCUGCUGGGUCAGCGCUGCCCUCCGUCUGUAUCCAGCUCUACAGGUGCUGCAGCAAGGCACCAGUCCCCUCUCUCCGUGUCGUGCCGCUCUCCGUCCCUCAGUGAGAUGCCCCUGGGCUCGGUGCUCGGGCGGAGGCCCACCUGUCACCGAAACAUCUGCACCAAAGUCCUGCUGGCCGAAGGGAGGGAGACACCUUUCACCGAGCACUGCCGCAACUAUGAGAACACCUACAGGACUUUCCAGAUGGAGAUUCAAAGUCUGAAGGACCAGGUCCAGGAGCUGCACCGAGACCUGACCAAGCACCACUCCAUCAUCAACACGGAUAAAAUGGGAGAGAUCCUGGACAGGUCGCUGCACAUUGACAGCCAGAUAUCUGCACAGUACUCCACUGUGGAAACUAUGAGAGUCAUGUUUGAAGAGGUCUGGGAUGAAACUUUUCAGAGGGUCACAAAUGAGCAGGAGAUCUAUGAAGCUCAGCUUCACGACCUGAUGCAGCUGAAGCAGGAGAACUUGUACCUGACCACAAUCGCCAGACAAAUCAGCCCUUACAUCCUGUCCAUCGCCAAAGUCAAAGAAAGACUCGAGCCCAGGUUUCAGGAGGUCAAAGAGUGCCAUGAUGACCGCACAGAGACGAUGCUGAAAAUCUACGAAGACAGCAAGAUGGACAAAGAUGGCAAAGACAGUGACGACCAGUCGACAGAAAAGGACAGAGACAUGAACAGCCGCCUGCUGAUGCUCGAGUCCGGUGAGAGCUCUGUGAAGACAAGCCGCCCGUGCAGGCUGAGGGUCUCCUCUGAGACCACCAGCCACGACGAGAUGCCUUCAUAGACACCGUGUCACUGCAUUUCUGCCCCCCCACCCUCCUGAGCUGCAGUGUGACUCGAUUCAACCAUAACAAGCCCAGGAGGGUUUGUUUCCUCCUCUGCUGAAGAGAUACUGUAUAACAUUUUCUGUGCAGUGUGGAGCUGUCUUC
Molecule: messenger RNA, 2159 nt
Organism: Cheilinus undulatus (humphead wrasse)
Lineage: Eukaryota; Metazoa; Chordata; Actinopteri; Labriformes; Labridae
Gene: rnf207a
Product: ring finger protein 207a
Exons: 18
Coding region: 125-2014 (629 amino acids)
Biological process (GO): regulation of cardiac muscle contraction; regulation of heart looping
Cellular component (GO): perinuclear region of cytoplasm
Molecular function (GO): transmembrane transporter binding; zinc ion binding; Hsp70 protein binding
Source: RefSeq, a predicted model, not a curated record